Messenger RNA from Durusdinium trenchii, 2096 nucleotides. The record is from the annotation of a GenBank genome assembly. Lineage: Eukaryota; Dinophyceae; Suessiales; Symbiodiniaceae.
CUCUCACCUUCCGGCCCCCUCUUUGGCGCAAGGCGGCCCGGCCCAGAUGUUCGCCCAAUGGCCUUGGCGCCGGGAACGCCUCCGGUGGCGCCUCCGGUGCCUCGGGUGCCGCCGGCGCUCGCCUGCGAGGACUGGCCGCGCUGGCGGCGCUUCCGGCAGCGCUUCGCGCGCUGGGCGCGGCCGAGCCGUCGCGGCGAGCGGCCGUUGGGGCGGCCCGGUGGACGCCUGGUGGCGGAGGCGAAGGACUUGGUGAGGAAUGCAAGUGAAGGGGAGUUUACGAGGUCCUGGCUGAAGCUGCUGAGGCACCUGAGCGGGUCCUCUGAAAUGCCUGAAGACACCUGCCUCUUCGGGGAGGUGGCCGCGCAGCAGGUGCUGCUGCUGAGCACGGAAGCUUUGCUGUGGCAGGCGCAGGUGGCCUUGCAGACAAAAGACCUCAGGUAUGUGAUGCACGACAGUGGGUGGCCGGUCUUCUCGCCCUUGGAUUUGAGCUUGGAGGUGAGGGCAGGGGACCUGGGAAUGACAUUCUGGAGCAGUCUUGCUUGGUCUUUGGACCAAUUCCAUACUCUGUCUGCCAUCUGGGGCCACCUCUACGGUGGAUGCUUGGAUGAUCGAUGCCAACACCGAAGAUUCACAAAUCUGGAUUCUCCGCACCGGCCCCGUGGUGCCCACCGUCAGGAGCCGCGCCCCGUGGUGCCCCGCCACCCUUCGGCCUUCGGCACCUUCGGCAGGGACCUCGGGCGUCCACCACUUCCGGGUGGCGUGGCACCGAGUUCGGUGCAGAUUGUGUUGGUGGGAAGCCACAGCAGCCAGUUGCGGCAGACCGGGCAGAUGAUCCAGGAGAUCGCUGACUCAAGAGCUUUGCAGGUCCAUUUGAACUACGCUGGGUGUGUCUAUGUUCCCUAUGCCUGUGUGAAGUUGGGCAGUGACAUGUCCUCGCUCCUCUACCACAGCCUGGCGCGUGGGGACGCGGACCCUACGGCGAUCCGGGAGGGCUUGGAGGCAGCGAAGAUCGGCAGCUAUGGCCUAGCAGUUGUGCUGGACAUGGGCCUAAGCUCUCUCUUGCGAAGCAUCUCUCAAGUGCCGAUCCUGCACGUCAUCGGGAUCUACCCCUUGACGCUGAAUGAUGAGCUGGGACGAGCGAUCCCCGAGGAGCUCCGGCAAAGCCUGGAGGAUUCCAGCAUCUACUCCUUGGCCACCUCCACGGUCUGCGCGCUGCAGCUCUGGUGGAUCUCCGGACGGCGGCUCCCGGUCAUAACGCCCUUGCCGGAGGUCAAGCCGAUCUACCAAGGGGGCCAAGGCGAAGUGAAGAGGCGCAGAAUUUUACAGUGGCGGGGCGAUGUGCUGUGGAACACCGUGGCUGGAAGCGUGUUCUGGGUGUGGGUGCAAAUGCUGCUCCACCUGAACUCCGGCAUUGACAUUGUCCGCAUCACGCAUGGCGUGGGCACCCACAUGAGCUGGAAGGAGGUGGGCCGCCACGAUGCCGUGCUGUUUGUGCCCGAGGACCUCACGAAGAUCGGCUUCUGGGACCUUUAUGCAUCUGCCAUGCCCCUGUUCAUCACCGAUGAAAGCUUGACGGCCAGCCUCCUGUGCCCGGAGCCCAUGUCUCGGGUGAAGAUGCACUACUUCGAUACGCACUGGCGGCUGCCCUUCUUUGAGACAGGCGCCUUCGAAGCCUUGGAGCCCUUCGACCUCGAGCGCAGCUGCGAGAGGAAGUUGGAGUUCUGGGGCUCUUAUGCGGAUUUUUAUCACUUUCCGCAUGUGAUGAUCUUUGCGUCGGGCAUCGAUCUGGUGCUGCAAGUGCUCUCCGCCGAUCUGCUCGCCGUCUCCCAGGCCAUGGCGCACUGGGCGCUCCUGGCACGUCAGCGGAGCAUGCGGCACUUUCACCAUGCGUUGGCUCAGGUCUACCCAAUCUUCAACCAGAGCACAUCAGCUUGAUGUCGCAUGCCGCAUACUGGCGCGAAGUACCCUGCUGGGUCAUUGCACCCUGCGCGGAGUUGUUUGUGCAGCGAAGCGACGAACGGAAUGGACAUCUGUGUGGGACAACGGCUGACGACACGACCGGAGAUGUCUCGGAUCACGACCGGGCUGGGCAGAUG